Saccharomycopsis crataegensis is the source of this 753-nucleotide messenger RNA. It is a transcript of the gene MRPL50, whose product is annotated as mitochondrial 54S ribosomal protein bL9m MRPL50. The coding region runs from base 1 to 753 and encodes 250 amino acids. The record is from RefSeq and is a predicted model, not a curated record. The transcript has a single exon. Lineage: Eukaryota; Fungi; Ascomycota; Saccharomycetes; Ascoideales; Saccharomycopsidaceae.
AUGCUUAGAACUUGUUUGCAAAAGAGAGCAUUUUCCCAAACCUCUGCCGCCUACAAGGUGAAGCAGAAAAUUGAAGUUCAAUUACUCAAAGAUUUCCAAGGUAUUGGUAGAAGAGGUCAAAUUGUCAAAGUUUUACCAAGUAAGAUGAUAAACAUGCUACAUCCACAUAACGGUGCGGCAUAUAUAUUAGAAGGUCAACCACCAAGAAUUCCAGUGGUAGAGGCCAACCCAGAAGACCCGAUUGUUAAAAAGAUAAUAAAGAAACCAGUGGAAUCACCACUAGAAAGCGCUUCUACAGAAUCGAAAUCUCCAGCGGAUUCAGAAUCUGUUUUCAAAUCAUUAGGGUUGAGUUUCAGCUUUGAAAAGCCACAAAUUGAGGACGAAGCUGCUGCUCCUGCUGCUGAUGCCGCAAGUGAUGUUUAUUAUAAGCUUGAAGCUUAUCAAGACUUGCCAGGAACUCUUACUUAUAACUACGAUGCUGACAGCACCGGUUUCUUGAAAAAACCUAUAACAAAGACUCAAUUCUCUGAAACCUUAAGUAAUUUGACUGGUUAUGUAUUGAAUGAAAGUCAAAUCAAAUUCCAGUAUCUCAGUGAUGCCGGAAAGAAAGAGUUACCUACUCUUGAUUUUGUGGGUAGUUAUGAACUCAUUAUCAACAUUGGCAAAUACGAGCCGGUUAAGAAAAACAUUUUCAUUGACUCUGAAUCAUUCACAAAGAGAGGAAAGGAGCUUCCAACAAGACCUGGAAACUGA